Molecule: messenger RNA, 7004 nt
Organism: Cimex lectularius (bed bug)
Lineage: Eukaryota; Metazoa; Arthropoda; Insecta; Hemiptera; Cimicidae
Gene: mnb
Product: serine/threonine-protein kinase minibrain
Exons: 10
Coding region: 1080-2864 (594 amino acids)
Biological process (GO): protein autophosphorylation; peptidyl-serine phosphorylation; peptidyl-threonine phosphorylation
Cellular component (GO): nucleus
Molecular function (GO): transcription coactivator activity; protein serine/threonine kinase activity; ATP binding
Source: RefSeq, a predicted model, not a curated record
ACUAGGAGCCACGCCAGUUUCAGUUUCAGUGUCUGCCAUGUUUGAUCGUUCCAUUGUGGGGCGUGCUUACACCUCAUAAUAAUAAUAAUAAUAAUCAUAAUCGUCAUCAUAACAGUGACAUUAACUGUAGUAAAUCUAUUCGAUUCGCGGUAAUCAGUGUUAGAAAAGCGGAGUCGCGUUUUGAAAAGGAAAGACUACAAAGGCCUCGUCAUGUGUUACAAGGUGGUUACAAGUGAAAUUCAAGACGCCAACUACAAAAAGGAUUCUACCGACGGUACUGACAAUAACACGAGUCUACCACGUUCCGAUUUAGGAUUUUAAAGUGCACUUUUAGGUAAAUUUUUUUUGUUUAAUCUUCGCAGACCGAGUGUGGCGUUUACGAUUCAACGCGGGACUGUGCGUUUUUUUAAACUCACUUUCUAUUAGAUUAUACGCGUAAUAUUUCUUGGGACGUGUUUACAUCUGUUUAAGGGACGGUUCGAGAGGACGGAUAAUGUUGCGAGAUUCCUCGCACGUUGUGGACGGUUUGUUGUUAUUUUGCUAUCGUGCUUUUGACCCUUGCCGAAGAGUCCAUCUUGUGCCUGAUAUCUAACGAGGAGAACUUUACGAAUUCGUUCGAACGGAAACAACGAGUCCAUUUUCGCUCGUUAGAGCUCGAUUGUUAUUAUUUAUAAGAGAAAGUCGUGUCGGCCGAGCAGACGGCACGGGCGACGACCCAGCGAUAAAAUAAGAACUUCAAAACAUUGAAACCGUUACCUAACCUCACUCGGUUUGUUUUGUUUAGAAGACGAUUAUUGCGGAACCGAGCCGCUCUCCGUGUAAAGGACAGUCUCCGAAACAUGCCGAAGAGGCCGAAAUCGCCCAGGAUUUAGUUUCUCCGGGGGGAAAAAAAGGACACAGUCACCGAGUGCAGUUCUACGUGAAACGCUUUCCCAUCCCCAUCGGUCAAAUGAUCGUGUUUUGAACCGCCAGUUUCCCCUGUCGUCCGGUUUUUUUUUUGUUUUUUCGUUUUCGAAUUUUAAUAUUUGUUUUUAAUACUGGAGGGAACGGGAAUUGUGGUCGGCGGGUCGGAUGGUUCGAUGGUACUACUGAGUUCUGAGGUGGUGCCGGCAGCGAUGGAUUCUGCCGUGCACGCCAAAAGGCCAGACGUCUGGCACAAACAUGAACCCCUCUUGCUUAUGGAGAAGCAGAAACCGAAAUAUGUUUCAUCAAGGAGCGAUUUUCUAUCAGUCCGCGCCAAGGAGGAUCAAGGUGGGAGUGAUAUGGGGCCUCUGUACGGCCGGUUGGUCGCUCUCGAACAGCUCGACACCAGCGGGCCGAACAUCGAGGAAAUGCAAGCCAGGAUCCCAACCCAUUUCAGGGAUGCGGCCUCUGCCCCUCUUCGAAAGCUAUCUGUCGACCUAAUCAAGACCUACAAGCAUAUCAACGAGGUUUAUUAUGCAAAAAAGAAGAGAAGAGCUCAAGGAACCCAAGGCGACGAUAGUUCACACAAAAAGGAAAGAAAGCUUUACAAUGAUGGAUAUGAUGAUGAGAAUCAUGAUUACAUAAUUAAAAACGGGGAGAAAUUUUUAGAUCGAUAUGAAAUCGACUCACUCAUCGGAAAAGGAUCAUUUGGCCAGGUUGUCAAGGCAUUUGAUCCUGAGGAAUUUUGUCAUGUAGCAAUUAAGAUUAUUAAAAAUAAGAAACCAUUCCUUAAUCAGGCUCAGAUUGAAGUAACGCUUUUGGAAAUGAUGAACAAAGCUGAUGUCGAUAACAAGUAUUAUAUUGUGAGACUGAAACGGCAUUUUAUGUGGAGGAACCAUUUAUGCCUUGUAUUCGAGCUACUCUCCUAUAAUCUGUACGAUCUGCUCAGGAAUACCAAUUUCCGAGGUGUAUCUCUGAACCUUACAAGGAAAUUCGCUCAACAGUUGUGUACAGCACUCCUUUUCUUGUCAACGCCCGAGCUCAACAUUAUCCACUGUGACCUAAAACCGGAAAAUAUACUUCUGUGCAACCCUAAACGGUCUGCAAUUAAAAUUGUUGACUUUGGUUCUUCGUGUCAGCUUGGCCAACGAAUUUAUCAAUACAUUCAGUCAAGAUUCUAUAGGUCGCCGGAAGUUUUACUUGGACUGCCUUAUGACCUUGCAAUUGACAUGUGGAGCUUGGGAUGUAUUCUAGUUGAAAUGCACACUGGAGAGCCCUUGUUCAGUGGUGCAAAUGAGGUCGAUCAAAUGAACAAAAUUGUCGAAGUAUUGGGAAUGCCUCCAAAGAAGAAACUUGAUCAUGCCCAUAAGACGAGAAAAUAUUUUGAGAAGGCCCCCAACGGAGAUGGGUACGUCCUGAAAAAACCGAAAGACGGAAAGAAGUACCGAAGCCCCGGGUCGAGGCGACUUCACGACAUUCUAGGCGUAGAGUCUGGGGGACCCGGCGGAAGAAGGCUAGGCGAACCCGGCCAUUCUGUAUCCGAUUAUCUUAAAUUCAAGGACCUGAUAUACAGAAUGCUAGAUUUUGACCCUAGAACAAGAGUUACACCUUACUAUGCUCUUCAGCACAACUUUUUCAAAAGAACUGCUGAUGAAGGUACCAACACUAGCGUGGGUGUCAGUUCAACACCAAGCCCUGCUAUUCAACAACAAACUAUUGUAGAACCAGGCCCAUCAAGUCAACCAGUAGUGAGGAGUAGAGGUGAAGUACAGGCAAUGGAAGUUGAAGUUUCAUACCCUCUAUCACACACUCAGAACAGCCAGAACAGGUGUGGAGUAUUUCCUACUAGGACACAGGCCUACUACCAACCACCAGAUCAGCCCCGACAGCAAACGUCCAAAGAGGAUUCAUCAACUGUAUGCAUCCAGCAGUCGCCACACCUGUCUAUUUAUAUUAGUUAAAUUUCUCUUUUCAAACGAAAAGAGACGACCGUGUUCUUCGGAAAGUGACAGCUGUUUUCUCUUCGACCUGUUUAAGCUUGAAGAACAGCUGUCAUGAAUACAGGGGCUGGACUUAUGCAUACGCGAGAGCGAGCGAAACCCCGAAAAGUGCAGUGCGCCAAAGUGAUCAACUGUGUGAACAUUAAAUUUUAGUUGUCUUUUAUUUAUUUUGGACUGUUUCAUAAUUUGCUUCUAUUACUUUGGUGGACACUUAUAAAGUUUGAAAGGAAAGAAAUAAUUGGCAAUCUUUUCUUCGAAAUAAAGACAUACACGAUAAGGUUUAGGAGCCUAGAUGCCGUAACCAAUGUGUUCAUAAAUAGGUAACAGGUGUAAUCUUUUAUAUCUAUAAAUAUUUUAAAUGAAGGCAAAUAUGCAGUUGUUUUUUCCCCAGGGAAAAAACACAAAUAAAUAAUAUAUAUACAUAUAUUUAUAAAUAUAUAUAAAUAUUUAUAAAUAAUGUAUAUACAUAUAUAUAUAUAGUAGUUAGGUUGUUAAAUUUAAGUAGGAUAAAGAUUGAAAUUCACAUUGUUCUGUGAGAUUUUGAGGACUGAGGUUGUGACUUACAAAUGAUGACAAAAAGGAGUCCAAAUCCUGUAUUUGUUACAUCUACUCAGUGUCACUUCCUAUGGCAGGAGAGUAGGUGAUCAUGUUUGACGCAAAAUGCAUCGUUUAUUGAAAUAUACGCCUGAGAGGUGGAGAGACAAAAAAAAAUUUCUUUUUGUUUUUAGUAUGUGAUAUUUGAAUUGUUUUGUUCGCUUCUAUUCCUACUGAUCACCUAUUACUCUAGCUCAAGUCCUAUAAUCGAAACACUCCUUCUUCACCCCCUCCUAAUAUAAUAAAGUGUGGCAGAAAUCGCCUCAAUUUGUAUAUAGUUAAAAAUAAACAUCAUAGAUAUAAAUAUAAAUAAAUAUUAAAAAUGAAUGAUUUUUAAAAGUAAAAAAAAAAAAUUAAAAAAAGGAAAAAAAUAACAAAAAUAUGCCCUCCUUCUAAAAAUACCUUCAAAGUUUAGGCCAAAUUAUAAAGCGUUGUUAAGAGUUUAUUAAAAUUUUUAGAAAGUGUUGUGUGAGGUGGAAAAAAUAAUUUCUAAAAGUAUAAUAAAAUUCCUCCUCUUUAUUUUCGGCUUCUUUUUUUACAGAUGUUACAUCUCAAAUGGAUUUUUUCUUUUUUAAAUCAAAGAUUUACGAUACAUAAACUUAAAACGAAUAUCACGAGUGGUAAAUUCAAAAUUGUUCUAAAUUUUCCAGCAAUUUGAAGCGUUGACAAUGACAUAUUUAAAUUGUUACCGCCAGAUUGUCCAGAUAUUCUGUAAAACUUAAAGUAUGGUCUUGCGAUCAGCUUUCCCAAAUCCACAUUGUCUUUUUCCUUUAUAUGAGGACGAAAUUUAAAGUUACUUUUAGAAACUCUAUUUUUUUCAUGUUUUAAUGCUUAUUUAUAUAAAAGUCUUAAUAAACAUUUAACACAUUAUAAAAAUACAUGAUGUAUUAACACUUACACAUGCCAGUUUUUCACCUUUUUAUUGUGAGCUUCUGUCUCAUCCGUAGGAAAUUUUCUUUUCUGGAUGAUACAGGAUCAUUACAAUAAUUUUUUAAACAAUUUGAGUUUUAAUAUAAAUUACAAAUAUUAGAUUUAAACAAAUGUGAAAAAGAAAAAAAACAUGAAUUUUUUUUGUCUUAGCUCAAUCUGGCUUAUUUCACUCAGUUUAAAAACUAAUGGGGACCAUACCUGGCCUAAGUAGCAUGAACCAUACUUUUCUCCUUGUCCUAUAAUUAUCCUUUGGUUGGCUAAUAUGGAAUAAUAGAAGAAUCACAUUGCUCGCUGUACAUUUAUAAACAAAUAAAACAAGUUAUAUAUGAUUACUAUUAGUUAUAGUAUUAAUCUCUCAGGGCGAAAAUGUUUACCUCACUCUACUUUACUAUUUAAAAACUGAUUAAAACUACACCAAACUGCCAUUAGUUGUGAUGACGGCGCAAAAGUCAAGUGUGUUUCUUCUUUUAUUUGGCCAAGGGAUUAAAAAAAAAUCUCUUUUUGAAAUACGUUAGCUAUAGGUUUAAAGAAAAUAAAUUAGAAUAAUAUUUCGUAUACAAAAGGAUGAAGGUAUUCGAUGUUGGUGUUUUUGUAACGGGCUUGUGUUUAAUUUUUAAAAAGGAACGUACAUAAUUAUCACGCAAAAUAUUUUUUUCUCAGCAUUGGGCAAUAAUCCAGUUAAUUACAAAAAUUCUAAAUUUGACUUAAAAUGUUGGACGAAGAUAAUGAAUUUGAUCAAAUAGCAGAAAUGUUUAAUUUUAGUUUUACUAAUAUUUGUAUUGUAGUAUUAAAGGACAUAUUUAUAACCUGUUCUCUUUCAAUGUAAAACGUUAAUGAACAAAUGACAAUUCUUUCCAUCUUCAAGGAAUGCUGAUAAAUUUGUUUUCUUUUGAUACGUAUAAUGAAAAUUUGUUAAUUUUACCUCUAACAUAUGUAGAUUUGGCCUAUAUGCGUUUUUUUAACUUUAUCAAAUUCUAACCUCUCGCUCUUUCUUAAUAUUGAACUGUUUUGUUUUAUCGGUGAAAAAAUGUUGACGAGCAAUUACUUAAUUUGACAAAAAAAAAAAAAAAAAAAUACGAAAACCACAAUAUCCCAUUCCUCCAUCCGGGCUAAUAUAAAUUGUAUCUAUAAACAAAAAAAGAAGUAUAAAUAAUAUAGUAAAAGAAAUAUAAGAGUUAUUAUUUAUAAAAGCAACAAAGACAAGUAUGUGUAUAAAAUUAAUUGACACAGUCAUUGUAAUCUUUGUAGAAAUAUUUAUGUUUAUUAUUAUACAAUGAACAAAUUCGAAUGGCAACGGGAGCAUAAAAUGUUUCUCUAUUACCAGUUUUGUACCCUUCGCGAACGUAUCGGGCGAAGUAAGUGUUAAAAAAAAAAGUAAAAUAAUAGCUAGAUUUCUAAUUAUUUUACGAGGUUACCAACCCGACGGUUUAAUUUUAUAGUAAACUCACGAAAUAGUUUUCCUUUCACUGACACAUGAAUCCCCCCCAGUAAACACAGCCCUAAAUUCCAAUUUGAAGGGCAUUUAGGCAGUGCACAGCACUCUUGUAAGUGUAUACUGCAGAAAUAGAAAGAAACGUUUUAAUUUUUCUUCUUUUGAUUUACUUUUUGAUAUUGAAAUAGAAUUAAGUCAGAAUGGGAUAGAAAAAAGUCUAAUGUUAACGAUGACGAAAAGUUUGAGAGAUAAAUUGUUUUUAUAUAUAAAGAAAAUAAACCAAGUGUUUUAGGGUUGUAACUACCCCCCUGGAGGGGCGAAGAAUUAACAUUUAAAUAAAUGAAUAAAUAAAUAUAUAUAUAUUAAAGAAAUAAAUCAUGUAUACCAUAAACUCAUUCUGUAGCAUAAGUUUACAAGCUUCUAUAUAAGGUAUGUCUUGUUCAUGAUGUACAUACAUAUUAUAGUGGUUAUCAUAGUUAGAGCGUUGUUGAGUAUUUAUUAUAACAAAAAACAACUCACUCUGCAUUGCUUGUGAAAUGGCAAAAUAUAGAGAACUAAAGCAAAAUGAUAAAAAAUAAAUAAAUCCUGUAAUAUUCCAUUAGACUUUUAACAAAACUGAAUCAUGGGAAAAUACAUCGUUAAUUUUUAUGUAAUGAAUUUUUUUUUAUAAUUUUCAAUUAAAUAUGUACUUUUUUAGGCAUAAACAUUUCUUACAGAAAAUUUUUUAUUUUAUUUUGAGAAAAUUUUUUUUUAUCCUUUUGCUAUGCCAUUUCCACAGCAAGCAUAAAAUGACAUGAAUAAAAUAAGAUUUUGUGAUUUGUAGACUAUUUAUAUUGGAUAAUGAGAGUUUGAGCUAUCUUAUUUAGAUUAAUACUAUUAGUUUAAUGACGUUUCCUUAUAGAAUAUAUUGACAAAACUAAAUUCAAGCCUACAGGGCGUUUUGAUUUCAUUAAAAUGAAUAACAAUAAAUGAACCUUAAAAAUAUCGAAUUUCAUUAUUUAAAAAAAAAGUAGAACAAUUCUGUGAAACUUUGAUUCACCUGUAGGCUUGAAAUUUGAACAUGAAUGAUCUUAAUUUUAUGAUGCCACAGGCAAUCUUUUCACCCUUCUCGCUUUUGUUAAAUAAAAUAUGAAAGUUUGUUGAAA